Theobroma cacao (cacao) is the source of this 810-nucleotide messenger RNA. NCBI's taxonomy places the organism in Eukaryota, Viridiplantae, Streptophyta, Magnoliopsida, Malvales, Malvaceae. The record is from RefSeq and is a predicted model, not a curated record.
UAUAACAGCUCCUUCAAAAUUCUAUACCUCUAAUUAACACUCUACUCAAUACUUAUGGCUAAAACCCAGCUGCAAAAGCUUACUGCCACCAGCUUCCUCAUUCUCAUCUUUACAAUUCUCUUCUCCUUAACCCUUGCCACCGCAAAAUCUCAUCGUUUCUCAAGAAGCAUAUCCCCUGAAACACUAGGACUCAAGAAGGAGAAGCUGAGCCACUUUCACUUUUACUUCCAUGACGUACUCAGCGGGCCAAGGCCUACAGCUGUUCGUGUAGCCAGCGCAACCAUGACGAACACUUCAGCCACUUUGUUUGGCUCCAUGGUGAUGAUGGAUAACCCUUUGACGGUUGCGCCUGAGUUCGACUCCAAGCUUGUGGGAAGAGCACAGGGAAUUUAUGCAUCUGCAUCGCAAACCGAGGUUGGUCUUUUGAUGGUUUUGAACAUUGCUUUCACUCAAGGUAAGUACAAUGGCAGCGUUCUUAGUGUUUUGGGGCGUAACCCCGUAUUUUCCACCGUGAGGGAGAUGCCGAUCGUUGGUGGGAGUGGGCUUUUCAGAUUUGCACGUGGCUAUGCUCAGGCCAAGACUCAUUCGGUUGAUCUCAACACCGGGGAUGCUGUGGUGGAGUACAAUGUCUAUGUCUUCCAUUAUUGAUAUUAUCAUGGUCGGAUUCUGUGGGUUUAAUUUCUAUUACUAGGACUUUUUCUUCUCCUCUAAUGUCCUUUCGCUUCCAAAGUUUAAAGUGAAAAAUAAGAGGUGGGAUUGUAAUUGGCUCUAUAUAAGUAAAUUAUGUAUUCUCAACAAUUAAAAAUUUAA